Ectocarpus sp. CCAP 1310/34 is the source of this 3034-nucleotide messenger RNA. The record is from the annotation of a GenBank genome assembly. Lineage: Eukaryota; Phaeophyceae; Ectocarpales; Ectocarpaceae.
AUGUGUCUUGGCAGUUACAUCGCCAGCAUGUGUGGCGACCUGGUGCAGCGCCUGGGAAUGGACGAGAUAUUUGCCGACGUGACGGCACUCAUCCUCCAUGGUGACGGCUUCGGCGGAAGCAUCACCAGCAGCAGCACCAGCAGCGGCGGCGUCGGAACCGCAGCGCCCCACGGCAUCACGGGGCAUGUGUACUCCCCGGGCAGCGGAGGAACGCUACUUGAGGCACAAACGGGACUCGAGAUCUCUCUCAACGUAGACGGUAGCACUACAAGCGGCAGUGGCGUCAGCGGUGUCGGAAGCGGCGAGCAAGGAAUGAACAACCACGACCACAUCACCGCCAAUCCUCGCGGGGGCACGCCAUCGGCGAGUGCGCGGCAACGCGCGGGCCGAUCGACACCGCCGAAAGUCACCGAACCAUCGCAGCUAGCCCGAGCGGGGCGUUUGGUUCCGACAGGGGAGAAUCAAGGCACGAGUCAGGGCAGCACCGGGUCCGGGGAAAGUGGUAUGGGCUUAAGGAACGCUCCCGUGUCGUCGGACAUUGUCAGCGGCAGCGUCGGCGACAGCAAGCACGCGUUGAGCGGGCCGGAGGGCAGGGACUCACGAGGCGGCGGCGGCUCCGGCAGCGGGGCCACCGCUGGCGUUGUUCAGGGGACAGGAGGGGGAUGUCGGUGCGGAUGUCACGAGAGAUUGUCAGCAGCGAGCGCGUUCGCGGAGCGCGUGAGGAAAGGUCUCUUCGAAGCGGUCGGAUACACGUGCAGCGCGGGGAUAGGGUGUUCGAAGAUGACGGCAAAGCUCGCCGGGGAGCUGCACAAACCCGACCAGCAAACGACCAUUCUUCCAGAGCACGCCAUGUCCAUGAUCACGCAGCUCCCGCUCCGCAAGCUGCCUGGCUGCGGGUACUCGACGUGCGCUAAGAUCAAGACCGAGCUCGGUAUCACGGAGAGCCGCCAGCUACAGGAGGCCCCCUGGCCUCUUCUCGUCGAGGCAGUGGGCAUCAAGCUCGCGAGGGUCCUGUUCCUGCUGUGCAGGGGAGAAGACUCCACCCCUGUGUUGCCGUCGGUUCGGCCCAAGACCAUGAGCGACGAGGACUCCUUCAAGCGUGGUACCGUCCGAUCGCGAAGUCAGGUGGAGCACCACGUCCGCCGCCUCGCCAUCCCGCUCCUAAAGCGCGCCGGGGAACGCGCACGCCUCCACAAGGAGGCCCCGGAAACCCUGCGGUUCGGGUUCCGCCGCGCCAGCAAGGGGUACGGCGUCCGCGUAUCCCGCCAGUGCCCGGUGUCUUCCGGGGUGGCGGUGGCGUUCGCGGUUCUGCCGCCGGCAGCCGGCGGGGCGAGGGUGACGGGAGCGUCCGCCGCCGGGACCCGGGCGGGGGAUGGGGGCCACGUGGAAUCGCCGAUGAUGAUGACGACGAGGGCGGCGGCAGUGGGGACGGUGGCAGCGGAGGCGAGAUCAGCCAUGGUGAUGACGGGGGCGGCGGAAGGGACGGCAACGGCCGCGGCGGCGGCGGCGGCAGCGGAACCGAUGGGAUCGCCAACCACGGCGGCGUCACCCCUCCUCCCGCUGCUGCAGCAGAAGCAUCAGCACGAGACUGCGGCGGCGGAGGCGGCCUUGUCCGAGGCGGUGAGGCUGGUGAUGGCGCUGUUUGACAAGAUGGUCCACCCGGAGGAGGAGGAGAAGGGUACACUGGAUCUGACGCUGCUCUCGGUAGGCCUCGCCGGGUUUCGAGGCCUACGAGGCGGGGCGCAGUCGGGGAUGGCGAGAUAUCUCGAGGCGUCUGAGCCCUCACGACUAACGGCCGGCCCAAGCGGCCCCGCCCGAAGCAGCACCAGCCAAACAACGACACGUGCCAACGAUGAAGGAGCCGAUGCUUUCGACAGUACUGCCGUUGCCCACAGCACAGACGGCGCUUGGCCUUCCCGCCGCCUCCCUCUUCGUGACAAACGAAGCUCUUCGCCCUCUCCCGCGAGCUCAAAUUCGAUGGACCGUCCCCGCCUAGACGGCAACGACUCCCCCACCGGUCUGUCGACUCCGGCUCCCCGGUUACGCAUCUCCGACCCUCGAUCUGUAGCGCCAAUCACUGCUUCCGGCGCGGCUACCACCGGUUCUACGGUAGAUUCAGCUACCGCCACAGCAGCGGUAGCAUCUGGCGGAGAUGUUGAAUCAUCACGAGCGGCGACGUCGGGAAAGAAACGCCGCCUGCGGCCUGUGGAGAACCCGUACCGCUUAACCCAGUCCCAGCGGCGGCAAGAGCGGCACCGAUAUCGUGAAGGAGGGGGGGGCACGCAGACGCCGCCAUUGGAACGGGGUGGGCUAGACGAUCGACUUGUGAAUGUGAGAUGUCGACCAGCGGCUUCCGCAAGCCGAGCCGAUGCUGACGACGGUGCCAGUGAACACGACGAGUGGUACGGAGCGGAGGUGCUGUUGGUCGGGGAAGGGGGACGCACGGUGGUGGGACGGGGAAGGCUGGAGUGGUGUGGGCCUUGCGGGGCGCAUGUGCUACGGUCAGACAGGGAGGAACAUGCCUCCUCGAGUUUUCACCAUGCCCGCGUACAGCGGUCAAGGUUAAGGCUUCAGAAGUGAUUGGCGUUCUCCACGUCGAUGUGAUUUCGCGCUCCAAAAGUGUUCUUGGGAAGGUGUAAUAUGAUAGCGGUCAGUGCGAUACGUUUUUUUUCUCGGGCGACAUUUAUAGGCAAAGCGUAUGAAUUGCAUACGAGGACUUUUUGGCCAUUUGUUUUUGUGAAAUUUGAGGUCCUUUUCGGUAGAGUGUGUACUUUGUCUCCCCCAGACUAAACCUUAAAAGCAUUCGCGCCCGUGAACCAACGAGGUCAACACUUCAGAGCUGUUUCUUUUGCCAAAAGUUCCGCGGCACGUCUAUCAGAGUCUCUCUUUCUCCCUCUCUCCCUCUCUCUUCUAUCGUGCCUUGCGAAAGCUUGAUUUCUCUCUCGGUCGCUCGCACUCCCUCCUUCUAUCUCUUGUAGCUUUGUCUCUUUGGUUUAACGCCCAUCUUCUCUGCCUUCCUCUCGCUCUCUCUCUC